This is a messenger RNA of Achroia grisella, 1232 nucleotides long. RefSeq names its product putative phosphatidate phosphatase. Gene Ontology annotation, biological process: signal transduction; phospholipid dephosphorylation; phospholipid metabolic process. The record is from RefSeq and is a predicted model, not a curated record. Lineage: Eukaryota; Metazoa; Arthropoda; Insecta; Lepidoptera; Pyralidae. The transcript is spliced from 6 exons. Gene Ontology annotation, molecular function: phosphatidate phosphatase activity. Bases 116 to 1036 code for a protein of 306 amino acids.
UGUUCGUCUUUAUUCACGUGUUAUGUCAAUUCUUAACAGUAUUUUACGAUUUUGACGUUAUUUCGUAACAUCGAGCAUCUGCUCAAGUGUAUUUAUAUUUUAAAUUCUUUCUAUAAUGGAAAGAAAUAAUCACCAUCACAAUAUAACAACAAUGGACCGUAACUCCAAGUUUAUUUUGCGAAAAAUCAGUAUGGAUUUCUUCAUUCUUUUUUGCGUCGGAUUCCUAAUCCUUGUGUUCUACUUGUGGGGUUCGCCAUACGAGCGGGGGUUUUUCUGCGACGAUGAGUCAUUGAAGCACCCCUACAGGGACUCAACUGUGACCAACAUAAUGCUAUACAUCGUGGGGCUUGGACUACCUAUGAUUGCUAUGACCCUCACAGAAUGGAUCAGACUACGCGACUACCGGGGCGGAAGAUCAAGGACGGUCCUGGGAAGAGAUGUUGCGGCUUGGAUUUGGGAAGCGUACAAAGUGAUUGGGGUGUUCCUCUUCGGGUGUGCGUGUCAACAGCUCACUACAGACGUCGCCAAGUACACUGUUGGGAGGCUGCGACCGCAUUUCUUUGAUGUGUGUAAACCAAGCAUCGAUUGCACCCUACCAGAGAAUAAGUGGCGCUAUAUCCAGAACUUUACGUGCCUCAACGCCCUCAACCCCGAGCACGGCGGCAAGCUCUUGAAAGAAAUGCGUCUGUCGUUCCCCAGUGGACACUCUUCAUUUUCUGCGUACACCAUGCUUUAUUUCUCUAUGUAUCUCCAGAAGCGCAUGACGUGGCGCGGCUCGAAACUUAUCCGGCCCGGCCUCCAAUUCGUUCUGAUGAUGCUGGCGUGGUAUACAAUUAUGACAAGGGUGUCCGACUACAAACACCAUUGGAGUGAUGUCUUCGCCGGAGCCCUCAUUGGCCUUGUUUUUGCCGUUGUUGUGUUCUCAUUCGUGUCUGACUUACGGAAGGCGCCUCACACCAGACAGAACCUGAACCAUUUGGAUUCAGAAAUGCACACCACCAACGGCACCCGGCACCCCAACAGGGUGCAAGUCUGACAACCAACACCCCCCAGCUCGCAGUCGGUCAGUGACGACGAGCCAUGACCCGAUAUCCCCCAUAUAUCAUGGAUCUCACAUGAAUAUAUAAUCAAGUAAGAAUCGAAUUGAUCUUACGAACUGACAUUGUAGUGGAGUGCGUGAAACCGAAUCAAAUUGAUUAAUAUGGGUUCUCUUAUUGGAUAUUUUCUAUAAU